AUGGUUCAUGGUUGUGGCAAUCGAAUGUUAAAAUUUUUAUUCUUCACAGCGAAUUUAUUACUUUGUGCAUUUGGUGCACUUAUCUUUGGUUUCUCGUUAUGGGCUAAUUUGGAUAAAGAUUUUGCUGAUAAUUUGAAAAAGUUGGCUGAAGAGAUGCAUGAAGAAGAUAUGAACAUAUUAACAAAAUACCAAACAUCACUUUGGAUAUUGGUAGCUAUUGGCGCGAUCUUAUUUCUCGUUGGUUUCCUUGGUUGUUGUGGAGCGAUGUGUGAAAGUACUGUGCUGCUAACUUUGGUAAAUGAUUACUUGAAUAAAUUUUUGCAUAUUUACUAA
Messenger RNA from Thelazia callipaeda (thelaziosis nematode), 333 nucleotides. The record is from the annotation of a GenBank genome assembly. Lineage: Eukaryota; Metazoa; Nematoda; Chromadorea; Rhabditida; Thelaziidae.